UGGUAAAAAUUACCUAUUUUGAAAAUGCCUAUACCCCAAGGACGCCAUUUUCCCUAGGGAGCCAGAUUUGCACUCGAGUGUAUGUUUCCUGCAUCAAUAACGUAAAACUGAAACAUAACAUUGUAUGAUAAAAUUUAUGUUUGCAAACAUUGGAAAAUGAAAAGAUUAUAUAUUGAUUGAUGUUCAUAAUUAUUGAGCAUUAGUGAAUCUUAAUUGUUCUGCAGUUUUUCAUGUAUGAAGCGUGAAUUGUCGCUUGAAAAAUUUAAAUUAUAAAAAGUACAAGUUACUAAUUUUUUAAAGUUUAUUCCUGAAGGAAGCUUGUACUGAUUCUUAUUUAUAAUUUAUCUGUAAACACUAACAAGCGGUAAAAAAUGGUAGUACUUAGCAAUUUUCUUGCACCGCAAGAAGGAAUACGUCACGAGGAACCAAAUACUACUGUGUACAUUAAUGAUAGAGAAGUAGGAAAAGGAACUUUAUAUAUUACAGAAAGCUUACUUUCUUGGGUGAAUUAUGAUACACAACAAGGAUUUUCACUUGAAUAUCCUCAUAUAUCUUUACAUGCCAUAUCACGAGAAGUACAUCCAAGACAAUGUUUAUAUAUUAUGGUCGAUGCAAAAGUAGAUCUUCCAGAUGUACCGUUACCACCAGCUUCUGAUAGUGGUUCAGAAAAUGAAAAUGACGAAGAUGCAGAUACACCUAUUACAGAAAUGCAAUUCGCUCCUGAUAACAUAAAUAAUUUAGAGGCAAUGUUUCAAGCAAUGAAUCAGUGUCAAGCACUUCAUCCUGAUCCCCAAGACAGUUUUUCUGACGCCGAAGAAGAUAUUUAUGAGGAUGCAGAAGAAGAUGAUUUUGAAAAUUAUGAAGCUGAUGCUGGUGAUGCUCCCUACAUUUUACCAACAGAACAAAUAGGGACCAAUCACAAUGGUACAGAAACAGACGAAGCUAUGGAUAUAGAAGCGGGACAAUUUGAAGAUGCAGAGGAAGAUCCAUAAAUAAUGGCAAUGCAUUUAGUAUUAAUUUAUAAUAAUUACCAGUAUCAUAUAUUAUGGUAGAUAUGUGAUAUGACAGACUGUAUAACAGAGCUGUAUCAAACAUAAAAACACCUAACAUUUAUUUAUAUUCAUUUUGUACACAGUAAUAAUUUCAUAGAUAAAAAUAAACAAUUGUAUAUCAAAUUCAACUCCUUAUUUGUAUGGAUAUUUGUAUUUGAUUUUUUUUAAACUAAUAAUUUCUUACAAUGACAAAUA
Messenger RNA from Megachile rotundata (alfalfa leafcutting bee), 1247 nucleotides. It is a transcript of the gene icln, whose product is annotated as chloride nucleotide-sensitive channel icln. Gene Ontology annotation, cellular component: methylosome; plasma membrane; spliceosomal complex. NCBI's taxonomy places the organism in Eukaryota, Metazoa, Arthropoda, Insecta, Hymenoptera, Megachilidae. The record is from RefSeq and is a predicted model, not a curated record. Gene Ontology annotation, biological process: cell volume homeostasis; spliceosomal snRNP assembly; mRNA cis splicing, via spliceosome.